CAUGCCGUAGAGUACAUACCAUCUCUGCAAAUGACAUGCAUGUGUACAUAUGUAUGUAGGAGUAACGUAUCGCACAGUAAAACAAGUUUCAACGCCGCAACGCAAAAUAGCUUUCGAUUAGAGCUGACGGUGCGCCAUGAAGUUCAUUAGCCAUUUCGUACGGGAGUCGAGCAGACGCAUUCCUCUAGUCCUGCACAGAAUCCAGAAUCCAGUCCACACAAUCCACACCCACAGAAGCGCUGCCGCCACCAUGGACACCACAGUGCAUUCAGCGGGAAUAUCAGAGGUCCAUCAUGUACCAAUGAGUGUGAUCAAGCGACCCAUACCCUCCAUAUUGGAUGAGCAGAAAGUGAUCUCGCUCAUGGACACCAUCAAAGGCGAGGCCAGCGAGGAGGAGGUGCCCCCAAUCGACUUGCUGUGGAUAACGGGUAGCGAGGGCGGCCAAUAUUACUUCAGCUUCGGUGGCUGCCACCGGUUCGAGGCAUACCGGCGCCUGCAGCGUGAAACCAUAAAAGCCAAACUGGUGCGCUCCACACUGGGGGAUCUGUACCACUACAUGGGCUCCAGUGCGCCGAAGUAUUUGGCCUGAUAUGGCGCGUUGCGGCUCUUGACCUCCACACAUAUUCCAUCCCUGUGCAAUGUUUUUCAAUGUUUUCGAUUGUAAAUUCUUUUGUUUUGUUAUUAUCUAUGUUAUUUCUUGAUAA
Messenger RNA from Drosophila pseudoobscura, 704 nucleotides. It is a transcript of the gene Srx, whose product is annotated as sulfiredoxin. The transcript has 3 exons. Gene Ontology annotation, biological process: cellular response to oxidative stress. Gene Ontology annotation, cellular component: cytoplasm. Bases 137 to 589 code for a protein of 150 amino acids. The record is from RefSeq and is a predicted model, not a curated record. Gene Ontology annotation, molecular function: sulfiredoxin activity. NCBI's taxonomy places the organism in Eukaryota, Metazoa, Arthropoda, Insecta, Diptera, Drosophilidae.